UCACCCUCCCUCCCCCCCAGCAGCUCCAUCCACUCCCACGGGAGUCCCUCCCUCCUGAGUGGUUAUAGCGAGAUCUCCUCUUCAUUCCGCCAUGGGAAACACCCCCGCAAGUGUCUCCAUUCAGCCGCAGUCCCCAUAAUUCUUGCCUGCUCCCAUGAUGGGAUUUCUCCUAGUUGUGUACAUGCCCCUGGAAGGGGAGUGGGUCAUUCAUGCCUCCCGGAUGGAUACUCUCUGCCCUCCCUGGGCAUGUGCAUACACACAACUGAGCAUGCGGGCUGCUGCCGGGAUCAUAACCUGCACUGCUUCUGUCCCCGUAGGGUCUGCAAACGCUGGCACAGGCUGGUGCAGGACAAGAUGCUCUGGAGAUAUGUGGAUUUAACACCAUACCAGAUCAGCUCCAGGAUCUUGUGGCACCUGCUGCGGCAGCACCUGCGCAAUGGCCUGAGGAUACUGAAAGCGAGAGGAGCUCUGUGCUCAAUGAGAAAACAAAGAUUCCUUUCCCCCGCGCUGCUGCAGGCACUUGGGACGCAGUGCCCCAGCCUCCAUCACCUGUGCCUGACAGAGGCCGACCUCCGUCUGCUCCCAUAUGACUGUAUGCCAACUUCUCUGAGGACCUUGGAGCUGAGCCAGUGUGAGAUCCCUGCUGUGUGGUUCCAAAGAUCUGCACCUCCUGAGGCUCCCAGAGUCCUGCUGCAACUGCAGCAUCUCAUCAUCCAUAACGUUCCUGCUUUUUCUGAUCAGCAUCUGUUCAACAUCUCAUCUCAGAGCAGCUUGAGGACAUUGAGCCUCUCUGGAACCUACCGGCUGACCGACGCUGGGAUUCAGAGAGCAGCACCGCAUUUGGAAGACCUGGAGUGUCUGGUGCUGCACAAAUGUGUCAUUACAGAUGCUGCUGUUCACUUCAUCAGACGUCACAUGAAACAACUCCGCUCUUUGGAAAUCAGCAGUGCUUGCUCCCUAACAGAUGCAGGCUUGGCUUGUAUAGCAGACUUGAAGUGCUUAGAAACCCUCUGUCUUGCAUUCAGCCGUAAGCUGUCUCCUAACGCCAUUGUUGCUGUGUGCCAGGCACUGCCCCAGUUAAAACAUCUCCAUCUAGAUGGGAUUGACUUGGAAGACCAGACAAUACAGAAAAUUCAGGCGAGUUUGCCCAACUGCAGUUUCUAAUGUGCUCCCUGACAUGCGUUCCAAGUGGCGAACUACGUGAAACGCACGAGGGUGAGCUGUGGGAUAUUCACCCCGACAUAACAUCCAGAAUUGCUUCGUAUGGGCAGGUUCGUACCCCCCAAAGUACUUGCAGGCGGAAUUUUCUCUAGCUAAAACAGUGAGGUGAGCAGUGUCGAGUGAGGACUAGCCUGAUAGCUUGUAUCACCUAAAGACAGGCAGCAGAAAUUCUUUUCUGUGCUCUGCUUGGCUGAAGUGACCCCCACACCUCCUGCUAAGAAAAUAGCCAGGCCAGGUAGAUGGACAGCCUGUGUGGUCCAAUGGCCCGAUGAGCUGAUUUGGAUUGGAGACAGUUUGGCAGCGGGAGGAGGGGGAGGGGUUCUCUUUAGUUUAACCCUGUCUCACAUUAAACCUCACACAAUAGCUGAGCUAUCUCCAAGCACAAGAGAGUAAGUCAGCCGUCUCCUGAAACACAAAAGGGUUUGGUUGCCCAAAUUUGGACUCGAUAAAAUUUAACCCAGGUCAAAAGGCAUCUCCACAUUGCUGUGCUAUGAGCACACUCCUAACCAUGCCUAAUAGGAAGUGGAUCAAGGAUUAUACAAACAUGUUUAUAACAGAAUGAACCUUCUUACAGGCGUGGAACAAGCGGAAAGAAACUGGCAUGUUCAUUUUCCAAACAGACUCCAGCCGAGUACCUCAUAGUGUGGUGCAUAGGUGACUGUGGUUGUGUCUUGUCCUGUAGGAUGGAGUGGCAGGGGUUCUGCUGUGGCCCAGGAGGAUGCCUGGAAGGAGUGUAGGGAGCACCCAGAAUGCAGUUGUCUGCAGGAGGGGGGGGCGAGCAUGCACCUGCUUAACCUGAAGUUUUGUCAGAGACCACAGCAUGCCUGUCUGCUCCCUGAGCGGCACCAUCAUCCUUAUCUACCUGUUUAUCCUGUCCUCGCUAUCCCUCUGCGUUCUGUCCCGAGUGUCACCCGGCAAGCCUGGAAUCGGACACAGCGGAGCCUUACAGGCCCUCCUGCUACAUGUCUUCCCUUGUCCUCUUUCUCCUGCUAUUUGAAGGACUGCUCUACUGGUGUGGACGGAGAGGCCUUCAGUGCCACACUUGCAGCUGCAAAAGAACCAAGGGACAGAAGUACUAUUGUGAGUAUCCCCACCAGUUACAAGUACAAUGUUCUCUUUCCUUGGGAUCCGUAGAGCUGGGCUGCAGGGCCACCUCGUGGGACAGGGUGAGGCAGGACAGUGUCAGGCAUCGGUGUAAGCAGAUGGGGCAGUUGAAACUUCACUGGCUCCCACAGGCAGUGGAGUGUUAGCAGAUACCUUGCUCCUGCAGGUAACGGAGGCAGAAAGGAAUAGCCCCUGCAUGCGUUCAGCUGCUGACCUGGUCUGUAUGCAGUUAGCCUGUGUGCUGCAAUGAUGCCUACUGCAUUAAUUGUGCAGUGGCAUGGGAAAGUGACCCACUAUGGUGGAGGAAGUAGGGCAGCCGCCUCCCCCCCAGGCAGCCUUCGGCAGGGUUUGUAGACUGCUUCCUGAGAGCGCUAUGGAGGGUGCAGGGGACAUCCUGGUGCUGCAUGGCCUCUGCCUAGCUGUCCAGGGAGUGAGGCAGAUGGCAUCUCUUUCACUAACGGUUAUUUCACUGUCUCAUCUAGCCUGUUUGAAAACAUGAUAUGUGACCAGAUGCGUCCCUGCAAUACUGAAGCAAAUGUCCUUACCAGAGGUUCUUUCCCCUGCAUAAGACUUGCUGAUGCUGGAUCCUAGGGACUGGCUUGACAGCUCCCAUGUGGGGAAGAGGUCUGGGCUCACCACUCCACCAUCCCCCACACCCCUCUCCCUCAUUCGUCCAGUCAGGAUUCACUGCAGCAGUCAUGACUCCAACUUCUCAGAAGUAUCUGCAGGGCCCAGGGGGUGGGGAGGAGUCACCGCUGAGGAUGCCAUGCAGCUCCUUGUAGAAGCAGCAUGUUUGCACCUGGGCAUCACAGUAACUUUGCCUCCUAUGCCUUCUGGUGAGCCUGCUGUAGUUCCUAGGUUUUCAUGUUGCACUGCUGCAUUUCCCUGUUAUACCCCUUUUCCAUCAUGUCCCUGAGUCUCCCUGGCCAGGGAGAUCCAUGUUUCUGUGCCUGGAGCGGCGCUGUGCCUGCACAGACCCAGGAGAGCCAUCAUAUCUCGUGUGCUCAAGUCAGGGCAUGUUUGCUGCAUGCAACCAGUAUGGUCGGCUGGGCCGAUUCAAGGCGAGUCUCCCUCCUGAGCAAACAGGAGAUGGAAAUUCCAAAAUUCACAGGGCUUUAAAGGGCGAGGGGCAUUGGACAGUGGAGUUCAAAACAGUGA
Molecule: messenger RNA, 3483 nt
Organism: Pelodiscus sinensis (Chinese soft-shelled turtle)
Lineage: Eukaryota; Metazoa; Chordata; Testudines; Trionychidae
Source: RefSeq, a predicted model, not a curated record